Thermothelomyces thermophilus ATCC 42464 is the source of this 2542-nucleotide messenger RNA. RefSeq lists its product as uncharacterized. Gene Ontology annotation, biological process: mitotic spindle midzone assembly; microtubule cytoskeleton organization. Gene Ontology annotation, molecular function: microtubule binding. The record is from RefSeq and is a predicted model, not a curated record. The coding region runs from base 234 to 2438 and encodes 734 amino acids. The transcript has 3 exons. Lineage: Eukaryota; Fungi; Ascomycota; Sordariomycetes; Sordariales; Chaetomiaceae. Gene Ontology annotation, cellular component: cytoplasm; spindle; mitotic spindle midzone.
ACAACAAAAUUUAGCUGCAGAGCGUUGCUGCACGUCAUCGUGAUCCAUGAUACACCCCACCAUAACCAAUCUCUUGCUUGGUUGACAACGCACCGCAGAGUCAAACGCCCAGCCGCAGCCCAAGGCUUACACCAGCAGUGGAGCCGUAGUGCUCCCGACUUGCGCCUCAAGGCUUGCAUAGCAUUUAUCCCACGUAUACAACGACACAAACCCAACCGGACAGUGCCUGCACCAUGGAUACCAGCUUUCUGGCCCAGCAGGUCAAUACAAUUAUCGGCCAGUUGCACGGCCUAUUUGACGAGAUCGGAGUCCCGCACCAUGACCGCGACGCCCGCGAGGAGGAGGUCUUCGCGGCUCUUUCCGAUGCCUUGAACAACCAGGUCCGCCUCGUGACGGCGGAGAAGCAGGAAAUGAUUGACGAGGCGCAACGAAUGAUUACGCAGAUUCGGCAGAUGGAGGCUUCGCUUGAUGACAGCAAGCCCCGCCGCGACUCCGACGGGAACCUCAAGAUCACAUACCCCCUUACAAGGUGUCUGCAGGUGCUCAAGGAAAAGCACACCCAAGUUAGCCGACUGCAUCGGGAGCGCUACGAACAGGUCAAGAAAUUGGCGCAAGCCCUCGAAUCUUAUUCUCUUCACCUCGAGCCAAGUUUUGUCGAGUUGGAGCUGCCCCCGACGGGCCCGAACCAGUCCAUCCCUCCAAGCUUCGAUCUGUCUCCGGCGUACGUGGAUAAGUUGGAUGCCGAGUUUACGCGCGUGUAUGAGGAGUACACCCGCCGCGUGGCAACAGUGAAAGCCGUCGCCGAGAACAUCAUCCAAUUAUGGGCCGAGCUUGGAACCCCGCAGGCGCAGACGGACGGGGCAAUCGUGAAAUACUACCGCGACGCUCCCGAGCAGCUCGGUCUCCAUGAGGAAGACAUCGCCCGCCUGCGCUCCAAGAGGGACAAGCUCUUGGAGGAGAAGAAGAACCGCGAAAGGCGGCUGAAAGACCUCAGGAGCGCAGUCGAAGUUCUCUGGGAGAAGCUCGGCGUCGAGGAGAAGGACCGUAAGGCGUUCCUCAACAGCAACCGUGGCUGCGGGAUCCGGCAAAUCAACGAGUUCGAGGACGAGCUGGCAAGGCUCAACGAGCUCAAGCGGCAGAACUUACACGUAUUUGUCGAAGACGCCCGCUGCAGGCUGCAGGAGCUAUGGGAUGCCCUGUACCUUUCCGAGGAUGAGAUGCUCGAAUUCACCCCGGCCUUCUCCGACGUCUACAGCGAUGCCCUUCUCGAGGCUCACGAGCGCGAGAUUGCUCGGCUCGAGAUCCUCCAAGAGCAGCGCGCCCCGACUUUGGCCCUCAUCGAUAAGCACAAGAGCCUCGUGCACGACCGGGAUGAGCUCGCUGCGUCUAGCCAGGACGCCUCGCGGCUGAUGAUGCGAGGCCAGAAGGGAGAAAAGCGGGACCCCGGCAAGCUCCUUCGGGAGGAGAAGAUGAGGAAGCGGAUUGCCAAGGAACUCCCCAAAGUGACGGCAGAGUUGCGCAAAGCGCUAGAGAAAUGGGAAGACGAAUACGGACGGCCGUUCCUGGUACACGGCGAACGGUACCUCGACUGUCUCGAGGCAGAAGAGCCGAAGCCUGGGCCGGGCCCUAGGUCCAGAACGCCCGGCCCAACUCCAACAUCGUCCAAUUCCGCCAACUCCGGCCUGAGUCGCGCGAAGAGUGUCGGCAGCGUCAGGGGAAGCCAAAGAGGCAGGGCCAAAACGCCGACGGCCCCAAACACGGCCAAGUCGACGCAGCCGUCACAGGGGACGCUCCGAGGCGCGCCACCAAACAGCAAGGGAAGCCCAACCCGACUGCCGGCACGGAUUCCGCUUUCCAACCUUAAGCAUGGCGCAAACUCUCCAGAUCGUCCACAGUCGAGGACCGAGACUGGCGGCGCCCGCCAAGUGAACCUAGUCAUGAGAGCUCCGCCGCCCAAGAUGCGGGACCUCGUGCCGCCGCCGGAGUUGGAGACGCCAGUCAACCACUACUACCGUUCUGCCGGCCUCGGAUCCAGCAUUGUCCGGCAGGUCGAGCCGGAGGAUGUCUACGACGACCGGUAUUCGUCCAGCCAGGAGAACAGCAGGCCGGUGUCUCGGGACUUUUACUCUUCGCGAUCCACGCAACUCUCGUAUCCUCAAGCACCCCCUCCUGCCCGCCAGAGCUCCAACACAUCUAGCAGCAGCUCCAACAAUUCCACUGUCGUCACCGGCUCCGAGAACUGGGAAACGUACGACGAUAACUCGGAACCGGAGGAGGACCUUACCGACAUCUACCUUGCCAAGGUGCGCGCGGCUCGGGCUGCCAAUGUUCCACGGCCACAGAGCCAGUUGAAACGGCAUCGUGGUAUCCCGCCUGCCCACCACGAGGGCAACCGCAUCGUGUCUGGGAGCGAAUGGACCGACGAGGACGGCUACUGAGAAGCGCGUCCUUGGUCGGCUUAGCACAUGUCUGGAUGAUUAGCUACGAAAGUUUACGGCGCUACGACGGCAUGUUCUGCUUUUCGACCAAAUGCUCCGUUUAA